UAUCAAACCGGUCCUUAGUAUUACUCUCCACUAGACUACCACCGCUACCACACACAGGACUUUGCUCGCAGCGUUUUAGAUUUCCUCCAAGGCCUCUUUCUCCGGUUUCUACCCACGCAUCUCCUCAGGACUCCCGUGUUUCUGUUCUACCAUAUUCCCAGAGAGAGAGAGAGAGGGACCAAAGAUGACGGAGGCAGUGAUAAGGAAUAAGCCAGGGAUGGCGAGCGUGAAGGACAUGCCAAUCCUCCAAGACGGGCCGCCUCCGGGUGGGUUCCCGCCGGUCCGAUACGCUCGUAGAAUUCCCAACAAGGGUCCCAGCGCCGUGGCCAUCUUCCUCGCCGCGUUCGGCGCUUUCUCCUGGGGCAUGUACCAGGUCGGCAAGGGCAACAAGAUCCGAAGGGCACUUAAGGAAGAAAAAUAUGCUUCCCGGAGAGCAAUAUUGCCUGUUCUUCAAGCUGAAGAAGACGAAAGAUUUGUCAAAGAGUGGAAGAAGUAUCUUGAAUAUGAGGCUGAAGUGAUGAAGGACGUGCCUGGUUGGAAAGUUGGUGAAAAUGUCUACAACUCGGGGAAAUGGGUGCCUCCAGCGACUGGUGAACUCCGACCUGAUGUCUGGUGAUACUCUUCCAACUGCAGUUAUUUUUGUGGUUGAUGUUUAAUCAUCGAGACUGGAUUGUUUUCUCUUCAAGCAAGUUACUUUUGUUGCUUAGAGCCCUAUCGUGUGAAAAUAAAAAUAUAUUUGAAACUUUUUUAUUUGUUUAACUGCCUUGCAAACACUAACAGUUUAUGUCUAAUAACUAUCCCAUGUUCGCCUA
Molecule: messenger RNA, 812 nt
Organism: Carya illinoinensis
Lineage: Eukaryota; Viridiplantae; Streptophyta; Magnoliopsida; Fagales; Juglandaceae
Product: NADH dehydrogenase [ubiquinone] 1 alpha subcomplex subunit 13-A
Exons: 3
Coding region: 185-616 (143 amino acids)
Source: RefSeq, a predicted model, not a curated record